This is a messenger RNA of Dromiciops gliroides (monito del monte), 5144 nucleotides long. It is a transcript of the gene KDM1B, whose product is annotated as lysine demethylase 1B. The record is from RefSeq and is a predicted model, not a curated record. Lineage: Eukaryota; Metazoa; Chordata; Mammalia; Microbiotheria; Microbiotheriidae. The transcript is spliced from 22 exons. Bases 633 to 3101 code for a protein of 822 amino acids. Gene Ontology annotation, molecular function: zinc ion binding; protein binding; oxidoreductase activity.
ACUCUUGGCAGCGGACCCGCCUCUCUUCCUUCUCCCUCUCUCCAGUCUAAACUGCGCCGGCGGAAAUAGCCGAGGCGGGGCGGCCGGGGCGGAGACGGGUCCCAGCCCCUCCCCAGCUCCUCCCCCACCGGGUCACGGCGUGACAGGGGCGGAAGCAGCGGCGCCGCGGCGGCCGGCGGCUGAGCGCAGGCUGUGCCUCGCUCCCUGCCCGGAUUGUCCGGUCCCGUGCGUGCGGCGCGCGGCUCCCGGGAGGAUUCGGGGGAUUCGGAGCCGCGCUCGCCCUCUUGCUGGCGCUCAGAGCCGCUUCUGCUCACUGAGACUCGUCGCACCAGUUCGGUGCAAAGGUGAGAGGCAACCCGACUCUGUUCCUUCUUUCCCUGCCCUACAGAGAAAGGAAGGGAGAAAGAGAGGGAGGAAGAAAAGCCAGUUUGCUAAGAGGACUGCUUCUGCCUUUGCUUGCUGGCACGAGGGACGAAGAGCUUUUCGUGUUUUCAUUGCUGCUGUCAGAGCUCUGUCACUCGAGGGUGGUCUGCUGCUGGAGGAAGGGCUUUCCUAGAGCCUCGGAGGAAUGCAAACGAAAAUAAGAAACGGUUUGUCUGGCUCUGCCUGGCUUAAUAAGACUCUGUGAUAAGAUGUCAACCCUCAGGGUUCGAGCAAAGAAAAAGGCAGCUUCAUUUGACCAGUCUUCAGAUAGUCUUCCUUUGAGGAGUUCCGGGAGGCAGGUAAAGAAAAAAGUAGCAGAAGUAGCAGCAGAUGAUGAUGAUGAUGCCUCAUCCGAGAAGAAGUACAGGAAAUGUGAAAAGGCUGGGUGUACAGCAACUUGUCCAGUUUGCUUCUCAAGUGCUGCUGAAAGGUGUGCAAAAAAUGGUUAUACAUCUCGAUGGUACCACCUAUCCUGUGGGGAACAUUUUUGCAAUGAAUGCUUUGACCAUUACUACCGGAGUCACAAAGAUGGGUAUGAAAAAUUUGCUGCUUGGAAAAGGAUAUGGACUAGUAAUGGGAAAUGCGAGCCUAGUCCCAAAGCUUUUAUGGCUGAUCAACAGCUUCCGUAUUGGGUUCAGUGCACAAAACCUGACUGUGGGAAAUGGAGACAGCUUACAAAGGAAAUUCAGCUUACGUCACAAAUGGCACAGACGUAUCGCUGUGGUACCAAACCAAACACCUCAGUUAAGACAGAGGGCUCAGAUCAGUGCUCCCAACCAGAAGAUCUAAGAGUCGCUGAGGUAUCUAAUCACUGGUGGUAUUCCAUGCUUAUCCUUCCUCCUUUUCUGAAAGAUAGUGUGGCUGCCCCUUUACUAUCUGCCUAUUAUCCUGACUGUGUGGGUAUGAGCCCCUCCUGCACCAGCACCAACCGAGACCCCAGUGAAGCCAGUCCUGAGAAGGUGGAGCACUUCAAGGCUGUUCCAGGUGUGUUUGUUCCUGGGAUGAACCAGUACUUCCAGCCUUUCUACCAGCCCAAUGAAUGUGGAAAAGCUCUCUGUGUGAGGCCUGAUGUGAUGGAACUAGAUGAGCUCUAUGAGUUCCCAGAAUACUCACGGGACCCCACCAUGUAUUUGGCUUUGAGAAACCUCAUCCUUGCUCUGUGGUAUACUAAUUGCAAAGAAGCACUUACCCCUCAGAAAUGCACUCAUCACAUUAUCGUCCGAGGCCUUGUGCGCAUUAGAUGUGUUCAGGAAGCAGAGAGGAUACUUUAUUUUAUGACAAGAAAAGGUCUGAUCAAUACUGGGGUUUUGUCUGUCAGCCCUGACCAUCAUCUUCUCCCAAAAGACUACCACAACAAAUCAGUUAUCAUUGUUGGGGCUGGUCCAUCAGGAUUAGCAGCUGCUAGGCAAUUGCACAACUUUGGAAUUAAGGUGAUCGUCCUGGAAGCCAAAGACAGGAUUGGUGGACGAGUCUGGGAUGAUAAAUCCUUUAAAGGAGUUACGGUUGGAAGAGGAGCUCAGAUUGUUAAUGGCUGUAUAAACAACCCUAUAGCCCUAAUGUGUGAGCAACUUGGCAUCCAAAUGCACAAACUUAGAGAAAGAUGUGACUUGAUCCAGGAAAGUGGAAGAAUCACUGACCCCACUAUUGAUAAGCGAAUGGAUUUCCACUUUAAUGCCAUUUUGGAUGUUGUUGCUGAGUGGAGGAAAGAUAAGACUCAGCUACAAGAUGUUCCUCUAGGAGAAAAGAUCCAGGAAAUCUAUAAGGCCUUCAUUCAGGAAUCUGGCAUCCAGUUCAAUGAGCUAGAGGAACAAGUGCUUCAGUUCCAUCUCAGCAACUUGGAAUAUGCAUGUGGCAGCAAUCUUAAUCAGGUGUCUGCUCGCUCAUGGGACCACAAUGAGUUCUUUGCUCAGUUUGCUGGUGAUCACACACUUCUGACUCCAGGGUAUUCUGUAAUAAUUGAGAAGCUAGCUGAAGGACUGGACAUUCGACUUAAAUUUCCAGUUCGGACCAUUGACUAUUCUGGGGAAGACGUCCAAGUCACUACCAUAGAUGGCACAGUUUGGGCAGCACAAAAGGUCUUAGUCACAGUACCUUUGUCCUUGCUCCAGAAAGGUGCUAUUCAGUUUAAUCCACCAUUGCCGGAGAGGAAAAUAAAAGCUAUCAACAGUUUAGGAGCAGGAAUCAUUGAAAAGAUUGCCUUGGAAUUUCCUUACAGAUUUUGGGACAGUAAGAUUCAAGGAGCUGAUUUUUUUGGUCAUGUUCCUCCUUGUUCCAGCAAACGUGGACUCUUUGCUGUAUUUUAUGAUAUGGAUCCUCAGGGUAAAUACAGCGUUUUGAUGUCAGUCAUUACUGGAGAGGCUGUCACAUCCAUUAAUAACCUGGAUGACAAACAAGUCCUACAACAGUGUAUGGCCACACUCCGGGAACUAUUCAAAGAACAGGAAAUACCAGACCCGGUAAACUUCUUUGUUACUCGGUGGAACACAGAGCCAUGGAUCCAGAUGGCAUAUAGUUUUGUAAAGACAGGUGGAAGUGGUGAAGCUUAUGACAUCCUAGCAGAAGACAUACAAGGAACUAUCUUUUUCGCUGGUGAGGCAACCAAUAGGCACUUUCCACAAACAGUCACAGGGGCAUACUUGAGUGGUGUACGAGAAGCAAGCAAGAUAGCAGCAUUUUAAUUCUAAUUUUCUCUGGACCCAGCUCUUUCUCCUAAGGGAAAAACAUUGCAAGCAAAGAUGGACACUGUGUUUCAACUGAUUUUUCUCACUUCAACUUUUUGUAUACCAGAAAUUGAAAUGUUUCUAUUGUGACAUAUUGAUGUAUAUUGUUUAGCACUAAAUAUGGAAGCACUAGCCACAGAAAAUGAUUGUUAGCACUUAUAUUUGACUUUAUUUUCCUCUUAACUAGCUCACACUAUGCCCAUAGCCCUUUGUGUUUCAGACAGUAGGGCUACGGACAUUGAAUGACCUUGUGUCUUAAAGUAAGGUUCAUGGUUGGGACUUCAAAUUUGUAUUUUAUCCAGUUUGUCACCUUCAAAAGGUGAAAAGUUACAGGAAUCACUGAAGACCGUAGAUGUAGCCAUGAAUCUAAAUCAUGCAAAUUCACCCUCUUUACCACAUGAGCCUUAAGACUUUUUAUAUCUCCCUAAAACUAAGCUUUUAUUUACAGCUUGGAUAACAAAGACUGGCAUUAUGCAGAUCUUUGCUUUAAUCAAAGAAAAGCUGAAACUCUGAGACUAUUUUUUGUACUGUACAUAUUUCUUCCUGUUGGCUACUUGGAGGGUAUUUAAAUUUUAGAAAUCUUUUAUGAUAAAACAUUUUCGAUUUGUUCAGUCAUGUUUGCAAGAGAGCCAAAAGUAAUCUAUUCUCAAGAGCAAAUUUCUCAAACCAUUGAAUUGCUUAGGGAAUUAGCCUGAAUAACUGAAAAUCGGAAAGAAAUAAAGUUUAUUUAGUUUUUGUAUUUAAAGUGGCAUUAAAAUGGCUCUUUUUUGGAAGCCAAACUUCAUGAUUAAUAUACUUGAAAUAUCGUUAAGUAUGGCAAUCACUAUUAAAGAUUUGAGAAAAUAAUUUUAUAAAGCUUAGAACUUUUGCUAGAAAUAAGGCACAAAUAACUGGAAUAUAUCUUCUAAUAGAUCUCUGCUCAGAGUAUUCCAUAGGCAGGUCCAGUGGAAAAUUACAGAAAAAUGUCAGAUUUUCCUAAUCUUUUUCCCCCCCUACAUUUUAGAUUAACCCCAUCCUACCCUCACUCACCCCACCACACACACACACAAACAAUGUUGCCUAGAAACACAACAAAUACUUAUUUCGAUUAUAGAGUGCUUAGUGUAAUGUUACUUAAAACAUAUUUUCAGGAGGUUUACCUUAUAAAGAGACCCAAUAAAGAAAAGCUAUUUUGUGUUAUUUAUUGUGUUUAAAUGAUGUCCCAGAGUGAAUACAAUUUAACCACAAUCUCCAAUGUAAAUGUCUGGGAAUAUGGCUAACUGUUUUUUUUUUUCCCAAUCCAAAAAUGGCAAUCUAACCUGAUUUUCAGUGAUUUGAAAAUUGAAUCUUAAGUACAUAACUUAGAAAUGUUUAAAAUUCAGAUAUAAGUCAACUAUAAUUACUUCCACCAUUAGUUAUCUAAUGAAACAUAUGGGUUAAAAUUUAGAAGCAGUUUGUGGAAUUAAAAAAACCACAAAACCACAAAAAUCAAAACAGGGUCAAGCAUAUUCCCAAAGUAGGCUGGAAAAAUACUCAGUUUUUUUUCUCAUUGUUACUAGUUGGAAUAUUACACAUUAAGCUAUUGAGCAUAUUAAAGGUAAGGCAAGAGUUAAAUGAUCAGUGCAAAGUAUCAAGUUUGAAAUGGUACAUACACACACACACAACAAUACAACUAAAUUAUUAUGUCAAUUUAUGAGGACAUUUAAAAACUGUACUUUUAAAUUGUGGGGACAAACAUGCCUAAAUGGAAAUUCUAAUAAAUGUUUAUAUUUUAAAACAUUUAAUGUUUCAGAAACCUAGUAGGCUCUGGUUUGAGGCUUUGUUAUUUAACAGGCCACAAUAUUCUUUUUCUCAGCCUUGAGAGUUAUUGUUGUGCAUGUUUUUCCAUUUUUGUCUACAAAGACUUGUAAAUAUGCAACAAGUGGUUUUUUUUAAGUAUAUUGUUUGAAUGCAGAGCAUGAUCUCUUGUGUGACUAUGUUAAAGAUGCCUAAUAAAACUGGAAAUGUCUUUUUUUUGCAAAA